AUGUCAGCUCGGUACGCAAAGGUCCACGCCAAGCCGUCCGGCCCAGGCGACGCCCGUCCCACUGCACUCCAAAUCAUCGCCGACGAAGGUGCUGCCGGGAAGCUCCAGGGAAAGAACGUCGUCAUCACCGGCGCCUCUGCUGGCCUGGGUGUCGAGACAGCCAAAGCUCUUUACGAGACGGGUGCGACGCUCAUCCUCACGGCGCGCAACCUCCCCAAAGCCCGCGCCGCCCUCGGACCGCUCGCCGAGGACACGAGCCGCGUGCACCUCGUGGAGCUCGACCUCAACACGCUCGCGAGCGUGCGCGCCGCCGCCCCGCGCAUCCUCGGCCUCUGUGGCGGGAAGCUGCACCUCCUCAUAGCCAACGCGGGCAUCAUGGCCGUGCCCGAGGGCCGCACCGCCGACGGCUUCGAGCUGCAGCUGGGCACCAACCACCUGGCCCACUUCCUGCUGAUCACCCUGCUCACGGACGCGCUGCUCGCCGCUGCCCCCGCGCGCGUCGUCAUCCUCUCCUCCAUCGGCCACCGCGCCUCCGAAGUCCACUUCGACAACCUCAACCUCGACGGCGAGUACGACCCGUGGGUCUCGUACGGCCAGGCCAAGACGGCGAACCUCUGGACCGCCGUCGAGCUGGAGCGCCGCUACGGCUCGCGCGGCGUGCACGCGUUCGCGGUGCAGCCCGGCGGCGUGCCGUCGUCCGGCCUGAUGGACCACCUGCCGGCCGACGCGAAGGCGGCCGUCGAGGCCAACGAGGAUCUCGUGCACCAGUUCAAGUCGCUGGAGCAGGGUGCCGCGACAACGGUGCUGGCGGCGCUGGCCAAGGACCUCGAGGGGAAGGGUGGCCUGUAUCUCGAGGACUGUCAGGUUGCAGCCCCUUGGGAUCCCGCGAGCGGCCCCUGGGCGCCGGGCUAUGCUUCUUGGGCAUAUGAUGAAGAGAAGGCUCAGAAGCUUUGGGACAUUUCUACCAAGCUCGUGCAACCAUAA
Messenger RNA from Lasiodiplodia theobromae, 984 nucleotides. RefSeq names its product Short-chain dehydrogenase protein. The transcript has a single exon. The coding region runs from base 1 to 984 and encodes 327 amino acids. The record is from RefSeq and is a predicted model, not a curated record. Lineage: Eukaryota; Fungi; Ascomycota; Dothideomycetes; Botryosphaeriales; Botryosphaeriaceae.